GGGGAGGUAGAGAAGAAAUCUUCUGACACUGAAACAUAAAAAAAAAAAGAUCUCUGAGGCCUUGCAAAGGAGCCUUGAUUCAUGCAGGGAGCAUUGCUUUGACUGUAUUCAUCCUAUUCAACCAGGAACUGCCCAAGAAGUGGAGGAAUAGAGCUAGUGAUCUGGAUUUAAGAAGCUGAAAACCAUGUCUCUUCCCCGACAGCUGCGAGAAAAGAGUGAUUUUGACCAGCUUCCAGAUGAUGUACCUGUUUCAGCUAACAUUGCUGAUAUUGAAGAGAAGAAGGGCUUUACUAAUUAUUAUAUGUUUGUUAUUGAAGUAAAGGUUAAAGGUGGUGGCAGAUACCUGAUUUUCCGACGCUAUCGUCAGUUCUAUGCCCUGCACACCAAACUAGAGGAGAGAUAUGGGGCAGAGAGUAAAAAUAGCCCUUUUACCUGCACGCUCCCCAUAUUGCCAGGAAAAGUUUAUGUUGGGGCCAAAAAGGAAAUUGCUGAGAACAGGAUUCCUAUCCUAAAUGUCUACAUGAAGAACCUACUCUGCCUACCUGCUUGGGUGUUGAUGGAUGAAGAGGUACGGCUGUUCUUCUACCACUCAACCUUUGAUAGUGAACAGGUGCCUCACAGACUGAGACGGCUUCGCCCACGGACACGCCGAGUUAAAAGCAUUUCACCUCAAGUGCCUAUUUUUGACCGCAUGGCAACUCCACGGGCUGAGGCACUGUUUGAUUUUUCUGGAACCAACAAACUGGAACUCAGCUUCAAGAAGGGAGACUUGAUCUAUCUACUCAGUAGAGUAAACAAAGACUGGUUGGAGGGAACAGCUGAUAAUGCCACUGGGAUUUUCCCAUGUGCUUUUGUGAAGAUUAUAAAAGAUUUACCACAGCAGGAAGACACAGUUAAUAAAGUUCGUUGUUAUUACCAUGAUGAGACUGUGAGCACUAUCAGGGAUAUUUCAGUGGAAGAGGAUCUGAGCAGCAUCCCGUCAUUCAAAGAUCUCACAGAAUUGAUGAGGCGGGAGUUUGACCAAGAUGACAUUGUUUUGAAUUACCGGGACCUUGAUGGUGAUCUGAUCCGGUUGCUCUCUGAUCAGGAUGUUGAACUCAUGGUGUCUCAGAGCAGGAGAAGGCCCUCUGAGAAGCAUUUCUUCCCUUGGAAGUUGCACAUCACUCACAAAGAUGACUUAGGUGUCUACAACACUGGUCCAGGAAUAGGUGCUAUUCAAACAGUAAGAGCAACAUAA
Messenger RNA from Cariama cristata (Red-legged seriema), 1237 nucleotides. RefSeq names its product neutrophil cytosolic factor 4, 40kDa (gene NCF4). Lineage: Eukaryota; Metazoa; Chordata; Aves; Cariamiformes; Cariamidae. The transcript is spliced from 10 exons. The record is from RefSeq and is a predicted model, not a curated record. Gene Ontology annotation, cellular component: NADPH oxidase complex. Gene Ontology annotation, molecular function: protein binding; phosphatidylinositol binding; superoxide-generating NADPH oxidase activator activity. Gene Ontology annotation, biological process: superoxide anion generation; phagocytosis; respiratory burst. Bases 185 to 1237 code for a protein of 350 amino acids.